AAGUCUUUCUUUCUCUCUUCGAACUGAAUAUAUUACAAAAAUGUCUGACGUUGCUGAUUCCCAAAAGUUGUCUACCGUUGGUUUUGAUGCUCGCUUCCCUAAUACCAACCAAACCAAGCACUGCUGGCAAAACUAUGUAGAUUACUAUAAGUGUAUCAAUGCUCGUGGUGAAGAGUUUGAACCUUGCAAGCAAUUCUUCAGAGCUUUCCAUUCUUUAUGUCCUAACGAAUGGAUUGAAAAGUGGGAUGAGCAAAGAGAGGAAGGUCGCAACCCCUCCAACUUUGAAGUCUAAGAAAUGACUAAAUCAGUAAAGAAAAAAAAAAAAGAGAAAGUUUUUUAAGACGUUUACUCAAAUACAUAAAUUAUGAUGUGUAUAAACUACAAAUUUAAUGCUAUUAUUGCUAUUAUUAAAGAUUCUUUCAACUACUUCGUGAAA
This is a messenger RNA of Mycotypha africana, 436 nucleotides long. Its product is annotated as cytochrome c oxidase subunit VIb. Lineage: Eukaryota; Fungi; Mucoromycota; Mucoromycetes; Mucorales; Mycotyphaceae. The transcript is spliced from 5 exons. Gene Ontology annotation, cellular component: mitochondrion; respiratory chain complex IV. Bases 41 to 292 code for a protein of 83 amino acids. The record is from RefSeq and is a predicted model, not a curated record.